Molecule: messenger RNA, 948 nt
Organism: Carassius carassius (crucian carp)
Lineage: Eukaryota; Metazoa; Chordata; Actinopteri; Cypriniformes; Cyprinidae
Product: serine palmitoyltransferase small subunit B-like
Exons: 2
Coding region: 279-527 (82 amino acids)
Biological process (GO): ceramide biosynthetic process; endoplasmic reticulum organization
Cellular component (GO): serine palmitoyltransferase complex
Molecular function (GO): serine C-palmitoyltransferase activity
Source: RefSeq, a predicted model, not a curated record
AGAAAAAAACAGGAGCUUUAAAAUAUGUUUGAUCUUUUGCCAUUCUAGUCCUUUAUACGCAUGCACGCACACACAUAAACACACACACACAGGUGAGAGUGCAUCGGAGAAGUGGGAGUGGUGCGUGUAUUUAACUGGCAGAGCAGCUUCUGCAGCGAUCCACGUCCACCACACACACAUACACACACACACACACACACACACACACUCACAUCACAUCCACUCUUCACUGCAGCGUGACCCGCAGAGCAGCUCGUAGCGCGGCUGUGUCAUCCUCCAUGGAUAUGAAGAACAUGAGAGAGUAUGUGUGCUGGCUGUACUAUCAGUACCUGCUCAUCACAGGCAUCUAUGUGCUGGAGCCGUGGGAACAGUCCAUCUUCAACACUGUCCUCUGUACUAUGGUGGCCAUGGUCAUUUACACCUCCUAUGUGUUCGUACCUAUCCACAUGCGGCUGGCGCUGGAGUUCUUCUCUGAGCUGGUCCGAGAGCAGUCCGAGAGCACAUUGGCCCUCAUGAACUCACGGUGAACUGUUGAUUACUGGCUUGAAAACCCUUGUUUAUUUUCUACUCAGGAACAGACACAAGCCAGAAGUAAUGAGGUGUUGUCAAAGCCAUGUUCAAGCCCUUCAAGUCUUCCACGUUUGCCUGGUUUCCCUCACCGUCGUGCGAUUUUGUAUGCAAGGAUUGGGAUGGAUUCCCAAGGGAGUUUUUUGCACAAUAACACAUCACAUGUGGACACUACUUUGCAAACAAUGUCCUCAUCUUCACUGGAUAAUGAUUCUAACUCCAAAUUAGAUAUUGUUUGCUCCAGUGCAAAUUAAAAGUUGUUUUUUAUUAUUGCAUACUGAUUUCUUUUAUUCUGGGUGUUUUGUAAUCCCCUAUGCAGUGUGACUGCUCUGCAUGUUUAUUUCUGAAUUCAGAUUGCUGCACUUCAUUUUAAACUGUUGA